This is a messenger RNA of Plutella xylostella (diamondback moth), 2283 nucleotides long. RefSeq lists its product as uncharacterized. The record is from RefSeq and is a predicted model, not a curated record. Gene Ontology annotation, biological process: DNA damage tolerance; protein monoubiquitination. NCBI's taxonomy places the organism in Eukaryota, Metazoa, Arthropoda, Insecta, Lepidoptera, Plutellidae. Gene Ontology annotation, molecular function: protein binding; zinc ion binding; ubiquitin protein ligase activity.
UGACAGUUCUAUUUUUGACAAUGCUUUUGACCGUUGUUGUGUUGUGUUUUGUGUUGAUUAUUGAUUUUAUCUAAAACAGCGAAAUUCACCAUAAUUUUGCAAUAAAAAUGCAAGAAAACUACCCGACCCUUGUUUCAGUAAAAAGCUUAAAAUCUGAGUUUGAAAAAUUCCACAAAAUACAGAUAACCUCCACAGAAUUUACAAUCGGCCGAAGCCUGGAUAACAAUGUUGUUAUAGCGUUUCUGGCAAUAUCAAGAAAACAUUGUGUUUUCACCAAAAUAAAUGAAGUUGACUGGGGUAUAGAAGACUUUAGCUCCUUUGGUAUUGAAGUAAACGGAACCAAACUCAAAAAAGGUUGUAAAUUUAGGCUCUCCGACAAUGACAUCAUACAGCUGGAUGCCACCGGUGACUUUUUAUACAAGUUUGUUAGCCCUGGUGAAGAGCACUGCACACCGAGAAAACGGAUAAAACUGGAAGAGAACUCUUGCUCCACAUCCUCUUGCCACCCUGACAUAAUAAACAAUGUGAAAUUAAAAUUUGAGGAGUCUCAGAAUUUUGAAAUAAACCACAUAAAGGAGAAGAUAGAGACGGCAAAGCAAAUGCAGACCACAUCCAUGAUACUGAAGCAGCAGCUAGAGCUGGAUAUGGCGCGGAGGGUGGAACAGCUGGAGCAGGGGUUUGCGUCGCAGAUUGAGAACCUGCGCGGGGAGAAAGAUGAGGUGGAGCGGCAGAAGCAAGCGCUGGAGGCUGAGCGCGACCUGCAGCUCGCCUCCGUCAGGGAACAGAUGGAGGAGAAGAUCACUGACCUAAUGAACCAAAUCCAGAAGCACAAUGAAACAGAAUCAGAACUUGUGAAAGAGAACACAGCAUUGAAGGAAAAACUGCUGAAAGAGCGUGAAGACUUCCUCUCGGAGCUGCACCGAGAGAACUCCUCGAAGCAGGACCUACUGGAGCAGCUCGAGGCCAAGAUGAGAGAGCAGGAGGAGAUGCGGCUGAAGGAGAAACAGGAACUUGAGGUGGUGUUGAGGAAUGAAACGGAACAACUCAGGCUGGCUAAAGAGAAGGAACUGUCGGAGUUGGAGGAGCAGAAGCGUCUCCGCGAGCAGGAGCUGCAGCAGGAGCUCAGCAAGAUGCAGGCUGCGCUACACGACCAGCUCUCCAGGACGGAGGCGGAGCGCGAGCGCCUGCAGCGCGAGCUGGCGGACAAGGCGGAGCAGGUCACCAGGCUCAACGCGCAGGAGCAGAAGAAGAUGGAGCUGCUGCUAGAAGAACGAGCAGAAGCUGAAAAAAAACUACAGGAGGCCCAAGUACAGUCUGAAAAAACACUUGAAGAACUUAGGGAACGCGUAAGCACCCGCGAGACGGAGCUGGCGGCGCUGGCGGCGGCGCGCAUCCAGCAGCAAGCGGACCAGUCGGGGCAGGUCAUCUCCUCGCUGCAGCAGCAACUGGAGACUGUGCGUUCGCAACUGCAGUCCGUCGAGAUCGAAAAGAACACCCUCCUCCAAAACAUCUGCUCCUCCGACCCUGGGGAAGGGUCCUCUAAGCAGGAGGCUCUAGAGGAAGUGGGAGAGCUGCUGCAGAGCGAGCUGCAGUGCAGCAUCUGCACGGAGCUGCUGGUGGCCGCCACCACGUUGAACUGCAGCCAUACUUACUGCAAGUAUUGUAUCACGGUUUGGGGGAAGAAGAAGAGGGAGUGCCCGAUUUGUCGAGCGCCGAUAACGUCGGAGUGCCGGAGCCUGGUGCUGGACUCCUUCAUAGAGAAGAUGGUGGCGAGUCUCUCCGCCGAGCUGCAGGAGAAGAGGCGGGAAUUGCUCAAGGACAGGGAGGAGAUGGACGCCGAACUCGCUCGGGGCAUCUUUGCUUGCAGCCGACGACGCCGAAGUGACAGCUCUGAGCCGCCCAGCUCCCGCUCCGACGACGACGACGGUGACUCGCUCGAGGAGGAGGAGACGGACUACACCUACCCCCGCUACGGGCGCUACAACUCGUCGUACGACGACGGCGACGGUGGAUCUGACUCUUCCGCCGACUCCGACGUGGCCGCUUCCGUCGCCCGCGCGCGCGCCAUCGGAGCCGUCGAACCUACAGGCGAGGAGCCCCGCGCCCGCAGCCCCCUCCCCCCCGGCACGCCGCGGCGGCACGGGCGCGUGGCCGGCCUGCCCAACGCCUACUACGGCGGCUACGGGCGCUGCUACCGCUGCGGCGCGCGCGGCCACUGGGCCCCUGGCUGCCCCUUCUAGUCUCACCACCCCUGCAACAGCCGUCACUAGCCUAACCACCCCU